Bombina bombina (fire-bellied toad) is the source of this 2937-nucleotide messenger RNA. RefSeq names its product ubiquitin carboxyl-terminal hydrolase CYLD. Gene Ontology annotation, molecular function: K63-linked deubiquitinase activity; cysteine-type deubiquitinase activity. The coding region runs from base 230 to 2629 and encodes 799 amino acids. Gene Ontology annotation, biological process: protein K63-linked deubiquitination; positive regulation of extrinsic apoptotic signaling pathway; necroptotic process. The transcript is spliced from 15 exons. Gene Ontology annotation, cellular component: cytosol. NCBI's taxonomy places the organism in Eukaryota, Metazoa, Chordata, Amphibia, Anura, Bombinatoridae. The record is from RefSeq and is a predicted model, not a curated record.
CUCUGCAUACUUCCUGGCUGUAUACCCAGCAAAAGAUAAAUGAAAGUGUAAUAAUAACAACAAAGCAGACUCACGACCUCUCCAAAACCAGGUCGCACUAGAGAGUUAAAGUAACGAUCUGAAAAAAGAAUCCUUUUUCAAGUCUUCUGUCUAUUGGAGAGUGGGAGAUAUCACAGGAAGCAACAGGUCACUCAGGUCUUGCUGAUUGUUAUCGGUGAAUGAACUUAAAAUGUCUUCUCCGCCUCUCUUUAUUGCCACCAAUGAUUUCUCUGCCCUACCUGAAUUUCCAGAAGAUGUCUACGUGAAGGUGGAUAGAGGAAGCUUGCUUACCCCAGUUCCCACGUUAUCAAUUAACAUUCAGAAGAUGGAGUACUCUCUUCCAUCUUCACCUUCACUAUGGCUAAAGGUCCUGGAGUCUCAGAAAGUUGUAGGGGUGGAUAAAAAGUCUGUAAUGGAACUGGGGUCUCUGGUAGGCAAAGUGUUGCAAGCAGUAACAGACACAGAAGAGCGUCUGGCAUUAUUCAAGGACCAGCGCAGACUGCGAGAAGUGACAAGUUUGAUCGUUGGGGAUAAUGUCAAGGUGCAAGUCACCUCGUCCAGUGGACGUAGGGAGAGGGGGGUGCUACGCUACGUAGGACCUGUUUGUCAUAAGCAAGGGCAGCUCUAUGGAGUAGAGCUUGUGGGUUCAGCAAUGGGUAAGGGAUUCACAGACGGGUCGCUUCGAGGGAAAAAAUUCUUCCACUGCAAAGAGAACUAUGGUGUCUUUGUUCCAGGAAGCAGAAUAGACCGAGCACAUGCUGAAGUACCCAUACCAAAAUUGGUAAGAGCAGAUGAGACCACCUCAGGCUUUGAAGAAGACUCUACUCGGGGCUUUCAGAACCCUCGUGAGCAGCAAACCAGAAAGCUACAUUUUCUUCCAAGGGGCGUCAAAGAGCAUAGCCCUACAAAAUCCAAUGAGAAGGGACAGAUCAAUGAAGAGAAACUUGUCAAGUGGCGUAUUCCAGAGGAACAUGCAGCAGAAGAUGAACCUCAACAUCUGACCACCCAGCCUCCAACACAGGAGCCUCAAUCUGAACUGAAUCUUUCCGCUGAUGACCACCACCCACCUGCAAGUUUAUAUUGCCCCCCUUCAAAUGGAGGCACCAGCAGCCUUUUGCCAGAAACAGAACAACAAGCAUUAGGGUUGGAACUGAACUCCAUGGUAGAGGUUCACAACCCCCCAAUCUAUGGGGUGAUUCGCUGGAUUGGGCAGAUACCAGAUUCUUCUGACCUUAUUGCUGGACUUGAAAUGGAGGAGGAGAUGUCGGCAUGCACAGAUGGGACGUACAGAGGGAAUCGGUAUUUUCACUGUGGCCCAUAUAAGGCUCUGUUUGUCAAACUGCGAAACUGCCGUCCGGACUUGCGUUUUUAUUCUCUUUCUGGCAAGUCAAAUCCGAUCCAGCGAUGUAAUUCAAUCGCUUUCAGGGACUAUACUAGUGAGUGUGUGGAGGAGAAUACACCUCCAUUAUCGGGCAGAGAAGCCAUAGAAUGCUUGACAGGAUGGAAAAAAGGAAUCCAAGGUCACUGCAAUUCCUGUUAUCUGGAUGCAACUCUCUUUUGCAUGUUUGCCUGUUCUUCUGUGCUGGACACGAUGCUCUUGCGUCCUGCUGACAAAAAUGACAUUGAUCCCUACAGUGCUACAAGGGACUUGCUGCGUAUUGAGAUUGUAAAUCCUCUUCGGAGGAAUGGUUAUGUAUGUGCCACAAAAGUGAUGGCCCUGAGGAAGAUUUUGGAAGCAGCUGGGAAGAGUACAGGAUUUACCAGUGAAGAAAAAGAUCCUGAGGAAUUUCUAAACCAGUUGUUCCAGGUCCUUAGGGUAGAACCUUUGUUUUAUAUCAGGACACCCAAGAAGAAGCCAGAAGGGUGCAUAUUUUAUCAGAUCUUCAUGGAUAGAAAACAGUCCGAGGAUGUACCCAGUGUGCAACAGCUUUUGGAGCGGUCACUGGUGACAGGUGACUUGAAAUUCACAGAGGCUCUCUCCUGUCUCAUUAUCCAAAUGCCCAGAAAUGGGAAGAACUUCAAGUUGUUUCCCAUCAUUAUUCCAACUCUGGAAUUGGAUAUUACAGAUCUUGUGGAAGACGCCCCACGCCAGUGCUGCAUUUGUCAGUCCUUAGCUCUAGUGGAAUGUCAUGACUGCUAUGAAGAUACCUGCAUCGCACCGGGGCACAUAAAGCAGUACUGUGACAUCUGUAACAAGCAGGUCCACCUCCACAGGCAGAGGCGUGGGCACCAUCCACGGGAUCUGGGUGUGUCAGAUCUAAAUGAGCAAACUGUGUUCCCAAGGCAGGUCAUGCAGCUGUAUGCUGUGCUGUGCAUAGAAACCAGUCAUUAUGUGGCUUUUAUUAGAAUCCAUUCCCAGAAUUCCUAUCACUGGGUCUUUUUCGACAGCAUGGCUGACCGAGAAGGGGGAGAAAAUGGAUUUAACAUUCCCCAGGUUGCUCCCUGUCCAGAAGUGAUGGAGUAUUUGCAAAUGAGCCCUGAAGAGCUAAAACGUGAAGACCCAAAGAGUAUACCUAUGUAUGCUCGUCGGCUGCUGUGCGAUGCAUACAUGUGCCUGUACUACAGUCCUGAUCUCAGCCUUUACAAAUAGAAGACAUAUACUUUCAGUAGUGCAGCCUCUCUUAAGCACAUAUGCAAAAGUGCGUGUAUAAGGUGAUAUACGGUUAGAAAUAGUCUAUACUGAGUAUGCUCACGAGCAGUUGUGUUAUUUUUAUUCAGGCUGUGUCUGUUUUAUAUUCCAAGUCACACAUUAAUCCAGAUGACAAAGUGGGAUUUGUUCACUUUUUUAGCUUCUUUUCUAUUUUAUAUAGCACAAAUGAUCUUGUUGGCUCUGGAGCCAAGAAGUCAAUAAGGUCAAUGCUAAAUCCUGCUGUAAUAAAUUAUAUUUUUUUAAAGGUG